This is a messenger RNA of Exophiala spinifera, 828 nucleotides long. RefSeq lists its product as uncharacterized. NCBI's taxonomy places the organism in Eukaryota, Fungi, Ascomycota, Eurotiomycetes, Chaetothyriales, Herpotrichiellaceae. Bases 1 to 828 code for a protein of 275 amino acids. The transcript has a single exon. The record is from RefSeq and is a predicted model, not a curated record.
AUGUUGCGCAUGAUUUGGAUCAUUCUGCAUCUGAAUCUGGUUCUGGCUCUGGCCCUGACUUUCCAGGCCGCUCGUUCCAGUCCCAGUGACGAUGAUCAUGGCCACGGUCAUGGUCGUGGUCUCAGCUUCGAUCACCACCACUACCACGAUCAUGAUCAUGAUAACACCACUACCAACACCACCAACGCCGCCCAUCACAGUCCACCCCUGACUGCUCGCACGGGUCCCGCAGAUCCGGUAUCUCAACUCCUCGCCAUCGCCCCAUCGUCCAACACUUGCGCCAACGCACCCUUCCCAUCCGAAUGCACGGUGACGACGGCGUCGCUGGCGCAGAUCAUCAUCGGCAGUUUCGCGAGCCACAAUGUCUCCACGGCUCCCGAGCAAGCCGCCCUCCUGUCGUGGAUGGCGUUCGAAUCCGGUGAGUGGAAAUACAACCGCAACCACUUCCCCGCCCCGGGUCGGCCUGGCCAGGGGACGCGGGUGAUGAUGAUGCCGAACUACGUCGCCGAGUUUGCGAGGAGCUUCAAGGAGUUGGCCGACGGUGACGAGCUUGGCGGUACUACCACGGGAAGCGGUGAUCCGGAUCAAGUGCUGGAUUUGGUGUCUGCCGACAAAUACAGCUUUGCCGCCGCCGCGUGGUACUAUGACACCCACUGUACACCGGAGGUGAAAGAGGGCGUGCAGACGGGCGGAGAACAGGGCUGGGAAGAGUUCGUGACGGUGUGUGUUGGGACGACUGUGACGGAAGGGAGGAGAGGGUACUGGGUCAAAGCGUGUGAAGCCUUGAAUAUUGUCGUUCCUGUUCCCGUCGUUGUUGUUGUUGAAUAA